AACCUGUUCAAACUUCAAACAAGCCUACAUUCAAAGCAUCUAGUUGACUAUUCUCUUCUUGUACAUAUAUUAUAUAUACACACACUCACUCACACCAUGAUCUUCAGCUUUCAUUAAAGCUUCAAUAUUUUUCAGUUUUCAGAAUACACACACACUCUUCUCCCCAAAAACGAUUCAAACUCAACAAAAUCCAACCAUGAAUCUUUCAUCCUCAGCCUUAUCAUCAUCUUCAGUUCUUCCACUGUCAAACAAACGGCUAUUAUUAUCAUCAAGGCCAGCGAGGGUUUCUGUGAUUUCAUGUUCUUCUAAUUCAAGUACCACCGUGAACAUAGGCGGCAAAACCAGCUGCAACUUCUACAAGCUUCUUUCUCUGAGCUCCGAGGCGGCAACCAUGACCGAGAUCAAGCAGGCUUACAAGUCCAUGGCGCUCCGGUACCACCCCGACGUGUGCCGGGACGCCGCCGCAAAGGAGGAGUGGACGAGGGUGUUCGUUCAGCUCAAUGCUGCGUAUGAGACGCUGUCGAACCCACAGCUCCGUGAAGAGUAUGACUACAAGGUUCUAGGAUUGAGGAGGGCGGCGGCGGCGGCGACGAGUCUUGAGAUCAGUGAUGAAAUCAGGUCGAGAAAGAGUCGGUGUGAGGAACAGAAGAGAAGGUCUAACAGAAGUUCCUUGAGAACUCAGAGAAUGAAACAUCGCAAUUGAUUCAUUUCUUACCACAGAUUUUUAUUUUUUUAAUCGCAGA
Messenger RNA from Prosopis cineraria, 743 nucleotides. Its product is annotated as chaperone protein dnaJ 20, chloroplastic-like. Bases 197 to 703 code for a protein of 168 amino acids. Lineage: Eukaryota; Viridiplantae; Streptophyta; Magnoliopsida; Fabales; Fabaceae. The record is from RefSeq and is a predicted model, not a curated record. Gene Ontology annotation, cellular component: chloroplast. The transcript has a single exon.